AUGGCAGCAGCUCGUAUUCAGCGAUGGGCUUUGACAUUGUCUGGAUUUGAUUAUACCAUCGAGUAUGUCAAGGGGUCAGAAAAUUUUACAGACAAUAUUUCGCGUAUACCUCAAGAUUUGCUUCCUUCUGUAGAUACAGAGGAAAAUAAUUUUAAGGUAAUUGCAAAAGAGACUGCUCGCGACCCCUGUUUAGCGAAAGUAAAAGCCGCUAUUGAAACUGGGAAGUUACAUUUGUUAAAAGACAAAAUAUUUUCGCCUUUUCAAACUAAAAAUUUAGAGCUUUCGAUUGAGUGCGGAUGUAUAUUAUGGGGUUUUAGAAGUGUAAUACCUUAUACUUUGAAAAACCGUGUUUUAAAAGAGUUACAUGCAUCUCAUUUAGGCAUUGUAAAGACAAAAGCUUUGGCUAGGUCGUAUGUUUGGUGGCCUAAUAUAGAUAAGGAUAUAGUAAAUCUUAUAGAUAGAUGUAUUCCAUGUAAAAAGGUUCAGCCUAGUCCAAAGAAAAGCCCACUAAUUCCGUGGGAAAUGCCUAGCUCAGUAUGGUCGCGCAUUCACAUUGAUUUUGCCGGGCCAGUCAAGAAUGUUUACUUUUUAGUCGUAGUUGAUGCAUACUCCAAAUGGGUAGAAAUUUUUAAAACAAAGCAGAUAACAGCGGCAUUCACGGUGGAGAAAUUAGAAGAGCUAUUUUGUAGGUAUGGUUUAGUGGAUGCCAUAGUAAGUGAUAAUGGAACCCAAUUUACAGCAUGGGAAUUCCAACAAUUUUUAAAGGAUAAUGGCAUCAAACAGAUUCUUACACCUCCAGGGUUUCCAGCUACAAAUGGGCAAGCCGAAAAUUUUGUUAAAACUUUUAAAAAAUCUCUUGAAGCAAGUUUAAGCUCUGGUGAAAAAGGAAGUUUAGACAUAGUGCUUAAGAGAUUUCUAUUUGAUUAUCGUACUAUGAAGCAUUGUACAACAAGAGAGUCUCCAGCUAAACUUAUGUUAGGUAGAGAAAUGAAAACGCGGUUCGAUUUAUUAAAACCACCUUUAGUGAAAGACAGAGUGAGAGAAAAACAACUUAGUAACAUUCAAAACCAUGGGGGUUCUAGAGAUAUUAUUUUUACGGAAGGCACACCGGUCUUUAUCCGAGAUUUUUCAGACCCAAAUAAGGUAGGAUGGCAGGAAGCGGUAAUUAAGGAGCGUUUAGGUCGACGAACAUAUGGUUGCACAAUAUCAAGAACUAAUAGGGUGAUUAAGCGCCACGUCGACCAAAUGAUGGCUUAUAGUGGUAGUGCUAUAAAAAAUGACUUAACUACGAAGGAGUUGAACGGUGCUGCUGAAGAAUCAAGUCCAAAUGUAGAGUCAGCCGUCGCUACUACGGAAGGGUAUGCGACUGAGGAUGUAAAUGUAGGUAGUGGUUGCUCGCGUCUGCGAGAACGUAAAACUAAGAUUAAUUAUAAGGAAUAA
Teleopsis dalmanni is the source of this 1440-nucleotide messenger RNA. RefSeq lists its product as uncharacterized. Gene Ontology annotation, biological process: DNA integration. Gene Ontology annotation, molecular function: nucleic acid binding. The record is from RefSeq and is a predicted model, not a curated record. The coding region runs from base 1 to 1440 and encodes 479 amino acids. NCBI's taxonomy places the organism in Eukaryota, Metazoa, Arthropoda, Insecta, Diptera, Diopsidae. The transcript is spliced from 2 exons.